Molecule: messenger RNA, 2014 nt
Organism: Nelumbo nucifera (sacred lotus)
Lineage: Eukaryota; Viridiplantae; Streptophyta; Magnoliopsida; Proteales; Nelumbonaceae
Product: ammonium transporter 2-like
Biological process (GO): ammonium transmembrane transport
Cellular component (GO): plasma membrane
Molecular function (GO): ammonium channel activity
Source: RefSeq, a predicted model, not a curated record
UCCAUCAUGCCAGGAGAGAGUAGAGAAAUGCAUAUUACAAUACUAGUGUUCGAUUGGAGGCAGGUGAAUGGUGCAAUACUUCAUACUUCAUAGUUGACCUGGUGGUGGGACCUAUAUAAAUUAUUCCCUGACCGGAGAGACUGACCCUUCCUGUGGUCGUACCAUUGGUUUUCAAAGGAACCUUCCCAUCUGGUCAUCUCCGUUACUCCGUACGCACCUCCUUACACCCAAGAGUUUUCUAAUGAUGGUCUGUUCUCUAUUAUUCAUAUAUCGGAAUACAUCAAAUAAAAUGAGUCCAUGACAAUUGAAGAAUAAGAGACCCAAGGUAAAUAAGAAUACCAGUAUCCGAUCUGGUUCCGAGUCAUGUCCACCUUCGUCGCCGCCGCCUACCAAGAGAUCACACCGGCGGUUCCAGAAUGGCUCAACAAGGGCGACAACGCAUGGCAGAUGACGGCCGCUACCCUCGUUGGAAUCCAGAGCAUGCCAGGCCUCGUCAUCCUCUAUGGUAGCAUCGUCAAAAAGAAAUGGGCUGUCAACUCCGCCUUCAUGGCUCUCUACGCCUUCGCCGCCGCCCUCAUAUGUUGGGUCGUCGUUGGCUAUCGCAUGGCUUUCGGUGACGAGCUCCUCCCCUUCUGGGGAAAGGGUGCACCUGCCCUCAGCCAGAAGUUCCUUAUCAACCAAGCUGUCGUUCCGGAGAGCACCCACUAUUACAAAAAUGGCACGGAAGAGACGCCCAUGAACAAGCCCCUCUACCCCAUGACCUCCCUCGUCUACUUCCAAUUCCAGUUUGCGGCUAUCACCCUUAUCCUAUUGGCUGGGUCGGUUCUGGGGCGGAUGAACAUCAAGGCCUGGAUGGCUUUUGUCCCUUUAUGGCUCAUAUUUUCCUAUACGGUCGGUGCCUUUAGCCUCUGGGGCGGCGGAUUUCUAUACCAAUGGGGAGUUAUCGAUUAUUCCGGCGGCUAUGUCAUCCAUCUCUCUUCGGGAAUCGCCGGGUUCACCGCAGCCUACUGGGUGGGACCGAGGCUGAAGACUGACAGAGAGAGGUUUUCUCCAAACAACGUCCUGCUUAUGCUGGCUGGGGCUGGUCUACUGUGGAUGGGUUGGUCAGGUUUCAAUGGUGGCGCCCCUUACGCAGCGAAUAUCGCGGCUUCGGUCGCUGUUCUAAAUACCAACAUAUGCGCGGCCACGAGCCUUCUCGUCUGGACAUCUCUUGAUGUUGUCUUCUUCGGGAGGCCCUCGGUGAUCGGAGCCGUUCAAGGCAUGAUGACCGGCCUUGUUUGCAUCACUCCGGGAGCAGGGGUGGUGCAAUCGUGGGCGGCGAUAGUGAUGGGUAUAAUGUCCGGUAGCGUUCCAUGGUUCACCAUGAUGAUCCUCCACAAGAAGUCUUCGUUCCUACAGAAGGUGGAUGAUACGCUCGGGGUAUUCCACACGCACGCAGUGGCGGGGCUGUUAGGCGGAGUACUGACUGGGCUAUUGGCGGAGCCGGUCCUUUGCCGGCUCAUCUUACCGGUGAAGAACUCGAGGGGUGCAUUCUACGGUGGGGAAGGAGGGGUACAGUUACUGAAGCAAUUGGUUGCAGCGACCUUCGUGAUCGGAUGGAAUAUAGUAUCGACGACCCUUAUUCUUUUAGGGAUAAGGAUAUUCAUGCCCCUAAGGAUGUCGGAGGAAGAGCUGGUGAUUGGAGACGAUGCGGUUCAUGGGGAAGAAGCAUACGCCCUAUGGGGUGAUGGUGAGAAGUACGAUGCCACCAAACACGGCCACGGGUGGCAACAUGGAUCCAGCUCGCUUCCCAUUUCUAACAAUAAUUCACUGCCCUCCAGCACCCAUGUCAUAGGUGGUGCAAGAGGGGUAACCAUUCAAUUAUAAGUUUUGGGCGUGAGAGUGCGUUUGUUUUCUGUGUGUGUGUGUGAGUGACAGAGAAUAUGAUAAUGAUCCAAUUCCAAUACAAUGCCAUUCUGUACAUAAAAUCAAAACCAUCUUCAUAUAAAAUUACUGGGAGUUACGGAAUGGGAGA